CGAUGAGACGAGCUCUGUCGACCGGGGAGGACAUGGCCGAGCGACGGCGCCGGAUGAAGGACGAGGCAAAGUGCGGACACAGUCACCAGCAUAGCUACGACAACAGCGCGGUGACGACGGCGGCGGCGACAACGAGCAAACUCAGGCCGGUCACGACGCGCAGAGGAUAGGGUAAAAAGAAAGGUUAAAAAAAAUUUCCAUCUCCCAGGACCAUCAUUUCCGAGAGGGAUCCGUUGGGAGAAGUCCGCGGGAUCGAGAGCCGGGACGUGGAGGGGACAUUCGCCUUUGCUGUCUCCAACACGCUAAAACGUCACAGGCUCAGACGGAAAAAUUGCCCCACGUCAAUCUGCUCGACUCGGGGCUUCAGCGUUGGUGGGCGACAUUUCCUCAACACCACAAACCCUUAACGCUCUCUCUCACUCUCUACAUCGCUCUCGCUCGCCAACUCACGCAUCCAAGCAACCCACCACCUUUCCAUCCACCCUCUUCUGCUCGUUCUUCCGUCAGUAGACCUUGUUGGGAACUCUCGACUCACACAAGAUGGGCUACGGCAAGAUUGAUGAGCUGGCGAUAAAUACAAUCAGAACGUUGGCCGUCGAUGCCACGUUCAAGGCCAACUCUGGCCAUCCUGGUGCCCCCAUGGGCAUGGCCCCCGUAGCACAUGUCCUGUUCAACAAGUUCAUGACAUUCAACCCGAAGAACCCAAGCUGGAUCAACCGGGAUAGAUUUGUGCUUUCAAACGGUCAUGGUUGCAUGCUGCAAUACGCACUUCUCCACCUCUUCGGCUACGACGUCUCGAUGGAAGACCUCAAGAACUUCCGUCAGGUCGACAGCAUCACCCCGGGUCAUCCAGAAUCGCACGACACCCCGGGCGUCGAGGUAACAACCGGCCCAUUGGGUCAGGGUUUCUCUAACGCUGUUGGUCUGGCCAUUGCGCAGGCGCACGCCGCUGCCGAGUUCAACAGAGAGGGCUUCGAGCUGUUCAACAACCACACCUACGUCUUCUUUGGCGAUGGCUGUGCAAUGGAGGGUGUUGCAAGCGAAGCUGCUUCGCUGGCUGGCCACUUGCAGCUCGGCAACUUGAUUGCCAUCUAUGAUGACAACCACAUUUCUAUUGAUGGAGACACUGCCGUUGCAUUCACCGAGGACGUAACAAAGCGCUUCGAGGCUUACGGCUGGCAUACUCUUCAUGUUGAAAAAGGUGACACUGAUCUGGAGGGCAUUGAGGCUGCCAUCAAGGCCGCCAAGGCGGUCACAGACAAGCCAACCAUGAUCAAGCUUACCACAACCAUUGGCUAUGGGUCCACGCUCCAGGGCACCCACGGCGUCCACGGCAACCCGCUCAAGGCGGACGACAUCAAGCAGCUCAAGCAGAAGUUUGGCUUUGACCCCGAGAAGACCUUCUACGUUCCACAAGAGGUGUACGAUGCUUAUCAUAAGCAUGCGGCUGAGGGAGCUGCGGCCGAGGAAGAGUGGAACAAGCUCUUUGCUGCCUACAAGGAGAAGUAUCCAGAACAGCACGCAGAUCUUGCUCGUCGUCUCAGGGGUGAGCUUCCGGAGGGCUGGCAAAAGGCUCUCCCUACGUACACAACGAGCGACAAGGCUGUGGCUUCGCGAAAGCUUUCCGAGACGGUUCUGGAGAAGAUCCACUCCGUCAUUCCAGAGCUGCUGUCCGGAUCUGCCGACUUGACUGGCUCCAACAACACCAGGUGGAAGGAUGCCGUCGACUUCCAGCCCCCAAGCACAAAACUCGGCGACUGGAGCGGUCGGUAUCUGCGCUACGGCGUACGAGAACACGCUAUGGGCGCGGCCAUGAACGGCAUUGCCGCGUACGGCCUGCAUAUCCCAGCGGGUGGUACUUUCCUCAACUUCGUGUCGUACGCAGCCGGAGCCGUUCGCUUGUCCUCACUGUCGCACCAACGCGUCAUCUGGGUCGCUACGCACGACUCCAUCGGCCUCGGCGAGGACGGACCUACCCACCAGCCUAUUGAGACGUUGGCACACUUCCGUGCUUUGCCAAACAUGAUGGUGUGGCGCCCAGCUGACGGUAAUGAGACGUCCGCUGCGUACUACAUGGCACUUACAUCCAAAUCCACGCCGUCGAUCCUUGCCCUGACCCGCCAAAACCUACCGCAGUUGGGCUCAAGUAUCGAGGGUGCCAUCAAGGGCGGCUACGUUCUUGUGGAGGCUGAGGGGGCCGCACUCACACUUGUUUCUACCGGCUCCGAGGUUGCUCUCUGCGUCGACGCCGCAAAGAUCCUUGGGGAGAAGGGCAUCAAGACGCGUGUCGUCUCCAUGCCUUGCGUGGAAGUCUUCGACGCCCAGCCCAAGGAGUACAGACUCUCUGUGCUUCCUGAUGGCAUCCCCUCCAUGUCUGUUGAGGUUAUGAGCACUCUUGGUUGGGAAAAGUACGCUCACGAGCAGUUUGGCCUUAACAGGUUUGGAGCCUCAGGCCCAUACCUGGAGGUGUACAAGAAAUUCGAUUUCACACCCGAGGGUAUCGCGAAGCGCGGCGAGGCGACCGUCAACUUCUGGAAAGAUGUCAAACCGAUUCGCUCUCCGAUCAACCGCGCUUUUACAAACCUGAUCUAGUUUCAUGUGGUUUGGCCAUCAUGGAUAGUAGUCAACACGUCUUCGAGGAUUUAAAAAGAAAUUAGAGAUGAGAACGGACUGAGAAAAGGCGCGAAAGACUGCAGUUACGGCUUCUUUGCUAUGCAUAGACAAACAUAUAGGGACUAAUUCAGACUCCCAAUUCUUCGCUGAAACA
Molecule: messenger RNA, 2767 nt
Organism: Verruconis gallopava
Lineage: Eukaryota; Fungi; Ascomycota; Dothideomycetes; Venturiales; Sympoventuriaceae
Product: transketolase
Exons: 5
Coding region: 541-2592 (683 amino acids)
Biological process (GO): pentose-phosphate shunt
Cellular component (GO): cytosol
Molecular function (GO): transketolase activity
Source: RefSeq, a predicted model, not a curated record